Messenger RNA from Dioscorea cayenensis subsp. rotundata (Guinea yam), 453 nucleotides. RefSeq lists its product as uncharacterized. Lineage: Eukaryota; Viridiplantae; Streptophyta; Magnoliopsida; Dioscoreales; Dioscoreaceae. The record is from RefSeq and is a predicted model, not a curated record. The transcript has a single exon. The coding region runs from base 1 to 453 and encodes 150 amino acids.
AUGGAAAACACACUGCGGGCUGAGGGCGGCGCGGCCCAGCGUAACAGCGGCAAACGCGGCGAGGGCCGAGGACGGCGCAGCGGCGCGGGGCGUGCUGACACGCGCUGGGGCCGAGGACGGCACGGGCUACUGAUGCGUGACGGGCGUGCGGGCGGCGCUACUGACGCUGCUACUGACGGACUGAGCCGGUCACGCGUGGGCGAGUGGCUACUGACGGGGCUGCGCGCCAGGGCGCGCGGGCGGCAAGCGGCGGGCGGGCGCAGGCGCGGUAGGGCGGCCGGGCCGGUCGCGCGCGCGAAGGCGUUGGGGACGCUGGCUACAGCGGCGCUGAUGGCGGGCGCAGGGCUGGGCGCGGGCGAGGCGCUGUGGCGCGCUAGCGUCGCUGCAGGGCGGCGAGGCGCGCUGGGCUGGGCGGCGCGCGGGCGGCCCAGUGGCGAGCGUGGGCGGCGUUAA